AUGUGGCCGAGCCCCUUUACCAGGCCAACUCAUGGCUCAACACGCAGGGCGGCAUCGCGUGCAUUUCUUCUGGCUGUGCCGCUGCCCUGGGUGUUGGCUCCUGUGACCAAGCAACGAUCCUGGCGGCAUUGGCGCGCUCGAAAGAGAUCCUUUCCAAGGCGCAGGAUGCCCUGGAUUCUGACUUUGGCGAGCUCUGCCGACGUCACGGAGGGUUUCGGCGAAGUCAAAAUGUGGGGCUGGGCGCGCCGAGCGAAGUGGCCGCGACCGCGCUGGCGGCAGCUCAAGAGUCUUUGA
This is a messenger RNA of Symbiodinium sp. CCMP2592, 294 nucleotides long. The record is from the annotation of a GenBank genome assembly. NCBI's taxonomy places the organism in Eukaryota, Dinophyceae, Suessiales, Symbiodiniaceae.